AUGAUUUCCCACUCAAACUCUCCCAAUAUCCUCAAGUAACUCAAUUUAAAAUCUAAAGCCAUCACCAAGACUAAGAAAAACUCUUGUGCUAAUAGUCUUUUGAAGAAAUUGCAAAGAUUGUCACUUUAAACUCCUGACUUAACUCUUAGUUGCAAAUUGAAUAAAAUUGAAGGGCAAUCAGAAAAUGGCAGCAUUUCAAACGCAUCUAUUUCAACGACUGCAAGUGAAGUAGAUGCCUAAGAAUUAAAAAGUAUUGCUGAUAUUAGUUCAGAUAGAAAGUUCUCAAUGAACUCAACAAAUUCUAAUUUGACCAGCGAAAGCUAUAACCUCUUCUCAAAUUUUAUUUCUGAUUUGCAAUAAGGGCAAGCAAUUUACAGACAAUAAGACAACUGCAUUGAUGCUAUAAUUGAUGAUGACUUCGAAAACGAUUUAUUAAAUUCACUUCUUUGA
Molecule: messenger RNA, 450 nt
Organism: Stylonychia lemnae
Lineage: Eukaryota; Ciliophora; Spirotrichea; Sporadotrichida; Oxytrichidae
Source: the annotation of a GenBank genome assembly